Lemur catta (Ring-tailed lemur) is the source of this 1156-nucleotide messenger RNA. RefSeq names its product lamin tail domain-containing protein 2-like. Lineage: Eukaryota; Metazoa; Chordata; Mammalia; Primates; Lemuridae. The coding region runs from base 134 to 1057 and encodes 307 amino acids. The record is from RefSeq and is a predicted model, not a curated record. Gene Ontology annotation, biological process: chromatin organization. The transcript has 7 exons. Gene Ontology annotation, molecular function: structural constituent of chromatin. Gene Ontology annotation, cellular component: lamin filament.
UCUUUGACUGGCAGGGUCCAGCCACCCCUCUGCCGGGGAUCUGACCUGUGACCCUGCUCCCUUCCCAGGAUGACCCGCAGGGGUUGCAGGUCUGCUCUGGCCUCGUGUGGGACAUCCCCGUUGCACAUACCAUAUGGGGAUCCCCUCUCCUAAAGGACUCCUUUCCCUAGAUUUGCAGAAAACCCACUCUGACCAGCCUAGCAAGACUGUCCUGGCGCCCGAGCCCAGCUCAGACCCCGACCAGCAGCGUUUCGGGCCUGGACCGAGCCUGACUGGCUGCCGCCUGAAGAUCAUGGAGGUUAGCCACCGAGAGAAGUUCGUUCGCAUCCUCAACCAGUCUUCGGAGGACACGGCCGACCUGGGCGGCUUGGUGCUGAAGCAACUGGUGCGGGACUUCCCGGUGUGCACUUACCGCUUCCCGCCUGGCACGCUGCUGGCGCCGCAGCACCACAUCACGGUUUGGGGCGAGGGUCCUGGCAGCGCCAAGCAUCGGCCACGCCUGUCCUCGGGCCACCAGCGCGUGCACUUACGUGGGGACAGCUGCCGCGUGACGCUCCUCCUAAGCCCCGGGGGCGAGAUCCUCAGUGAGCACCAGGUUCCGCGCUGCGUGGCCCCAGUCUCGGAGACCUUUGCCGACAACACUGACCUGUCCAUCGACUGCUUCCCGCUCUCUGAUACGUGCGAGCAGCCGCACCGGCCUCGACCCCCGCGAAAGGCCCGGGUGCGGGGAGCCCGAGGCGGUCGCCGAAGGCCAGGGACGCGGGGCACCUUGCCACUUCUGAGCGCCCGCAAGUUCUUCCCCCCACGGAAGGUACCGGCGCCACCCGAGGGCGCAGAGCCCCGGACGCCGGAGCCGCUGCCCGCCAUCCCGGGGGACCCUGCCCCUGGCGAGGACCGCCAGGUCCGGAAGGAGACCAAGGUCCGGGUGUGCCGGAAGAGGGUGGACCCCGGCUGCCCGAUGGUGGCGCUGUCCGUGCAGACCACGGCCGAGAGCAGAUACGGCUUCCGCUUCCUAAGCUGCCCGCCGGUCACCGCGGACAAGUGCCGGCGGGCCUAGGCGCGCGGGAGGCGCGGGAGGCGCGGGCUGGGCGGGCAGCGCUAGCUGCAAGCUUUAUUGAACCAACGUUGCCCACAAAGUAAACUGCACUUAAGCACA